UUCACGCGACGCAGUUUUAACUAUUGGAAUAUGAACUUUAAAAAGGAAAUACAAAUGUUUCAGAAAAUGUAAAUGUAAAUAAUUAACAGUUUUUGGUUUAUCUUAAGUACUGCAGAUUUACAAUAAUUGUGUAAUGGCCACAGAAAAUACACAUGCGAUGGAAACGAACAAGGAUACGAGCUCAGGUACAAGAACUUUACCGCAUGGGAUGACUGAGGAGGAGGGGCGAGAAUUUGAAGAAUUUCACAAGAGCCUUGGGCUGGUGAGCAGUUUUACAAAACAGAUGGUGAAACUUGCGAUAGAUCAGUUGCGACCUGAGUUCGAGCGGAUGGCCGGUAGGGCGGCUGAGAGGGCUCUGGAUUCAAAGAUGAUGAAAGUAAAAGAAAUACAAGAUGAACUAAACAGAAAAGAGAAAGAACUGCACCAGCUUAGACUGGAAAAGAAAAUAAUUCAGUCUAAACUAGACAAGGAGAAACAACAAAACGUCAAAUUUCUGCAGGCUAUUGGUAGUAUGGAACAGAAGGAGAAGGAAAUCAGGAAACUUGAAGCAGACAUUCAUUCCAUGAAAACAAAACUGCGGAAGAAGACCGACGAGCUGAAGAGAGAGCGGGACAGAGCAACUAUUGAAGAAAGCAAGCGUCUUGAACUGGAAAGCUCCCUACAAAAUGACAUCGAAAAACUUCGUAAAGAACUUGAUAAGGUAAAAGGUCAACUGGGUCAAAUAAGGUCAGCAAAAAAUGUUGGCGAUGAGGAAACGAAGAAACUGAGAGAGAGGGAAAGACAACUCUUGGAUGAAAUUGAAGAGCUGAAAUCACAAAGUACACCAAGGAAAAGGAGAAAUACAAAUAAUCGAUAAUCGAUAAAAAUUAAAGACUUUCAGGCCUUUGCUUACGUUUGUUAGGUCAUUUGGAGACUGAGUUCAAGCUUGAAACUCGCCAGUUGAAGUGUAUUCUUGUAUUUCAUUCAUUAUUUAAUCAAUAUAUUUAAUUAUAAGUCUCUGUAUUGAUCAUUUAAUAUGUUUUGGUUUGACAAAAGGCAUUUAUUUUUAUGAGAACAAAAAAUGAUAAUAAAUAGAGUAGAAAUUUCUUAGUCCGAAAUGUCUUGAGGCCGACACUGACAAGGGCCAUUUUAUUCUAGUGCUGAAGUGACUAUACAUUGUAUACUGUUCUUGAUAUUAACUCAGUAGGCCUAACUUAUGGCAUAAAACGUACAGCUAAAACACUCCAAAUUGAAAAGGCAAGUAUUCUAUUAUUCUUAUUAAAUUUACCUCUUCACAGUAACAACCCCUGAUGAACUUGCAGGUUAUAUUUUACCAGCGGUGUUCGCACUAGAGAGAAUAUACUGUAUAAGCUGCUAUUAAUUUCAAAACCUUUCUUGCUAUUUGUUAAUAGUUUGCUUUGACUUGUGUUUUGAUAUGGCAAUAAAAUAUGAUUCAUGUCACCGAUUUUUGCCAGUCCUAGAUAAUGGCAUGGCAGAAGCACCUGGCAUAUGCACCUGGCAUAUUGUCAUGAGAAGAUAAGAUUUGUCCACUCCAAAUUAAGAAACCUGAUGUAAGCGUGAUAAAAACUUGAUAAAAACUUGUUAUGAAAUAUUUUAUAUUAACAGUAAAAUCGGCGUUCUCCACGCUUUAGCGUGUUUGGAGCGGGUAAAUAUUCAUAAAACAAAGCAUGAAGGUUCGCAGUGUACAGCUGCUUGUAAUUGGUUACGCCCUCGUGAGCGAAUAUGCUGCGGUGACGAACACAACUAGUACCGCAGCAAAUACAGUUGAUACCGUAAGUACGGUUAAAACCGGAGCGAAUACGAUCAUUGCUUCUAAGCAGACGACAGUCACAACGACUCCUCAAAGCCUCGCCAGUCAGCUGGUAAUGAUAAAUGGUCAACAAGUACGGCUUAUAGAUAAUUGUACUGUCGGUGUAGCUUCAACUUGUCAUUAUGGGUACUGUUGUACCAAAAAGUACAUGAAAUACCCCGCCGGAUAUAUUGGCGACAGACCCGUUUACCAAUUGGAGUGCAAGCCCCUCAGGAAGACCGGGGAGUUCUGCUACUUUAACACACCUGAACAGUUCUGCCCUUGUGCCACACGUUGUCAUACCAACGGAUUCUACGGCAGUUGUCUUUGAACUACCCGGCAGUUGUCAUUGAACUAUAUUUUAUAUGUGAUACUAUUUAAUUAUGGAAGUAUUUGCUCUGAAAUAAAUGUAAAAGAACAA
This is a messenger RNA of Mercenaria mercenaria, 2210 nucleotides long. RefSeq names its product golgin subfamily A member 6-like protein 4. The record is from RefSeq and is a predicted model, not a curated record. The coding region runs from base 134 to 856 and encodes 240 amino acids. The transcript has 7 exons. NCBI's taxonomy places the organism in Eukaryota, Metazoa, Mollusca, Bivalvia, Venerida, Veneridae.